Dermacentor andersoni is the source of this 6263-nucleotide messenger RNA. RefSeq names its product Enhancer of mRNA-decapping protein 3 (gene Edc3). The record is from RefSeq and is a predicted model, not a curated record. Gene Ontology annotation, cellular component: P-body. Gene Ontology annotation, molecular function: mRNA binding. Gene Ontology annotation, biological process: deadenylation-independent decapping of nuclear-transcribed mRNA; P-body assembly. Lineage: Eukaryota; Metazoa; Arthropoda; Arachnida; Ixodida; Ixodidae.
GAGCCGAGCGUUGAGAGUGUGAACGGUGUUGUUGGCAUUCGGAGCACUUUGCGAAGACGAAAUACGUCUUCAAUCGUCAAUGAUUUGUGACUUUUCGUUCAGCAGUGUAGCAGCUGUGUGGCAGCCUUGGACCAAACAGCGGAGUUGGUUGUCACUGUGCACUGUUCCACCACGAGCGGUCCUUUCGCGUUUGACGCAGCGUUUGUCUCUGCGUCUGUGUGAUCGAAAAUUUCAGAAAGACUACAGCAGGAAAAGCUACAUUCGCCUUGUGGAGCUAUAGGAUUUAGUUAAACUUGUUGCGACGGCACCGGAUCAGGAAAUAAAUUUUGUGUGAAAUACAGCCGUGUUAAAUCUGCGGUGUGAGGCAUGGGUGACCAAUGGGUUGGAUGCGUUGUGGUUGUCGAGUGCGGAGACAUCCUUGGCACGUACCAAGGCAAGAUCGAAAGUGUCGAUACAGACAAGCAGCAGAUCGUGUUGUCGCAAGCAUCUCGAAAUGGUGUCAAGUGUCAUGUCCCGCAAGUCACCAUCUGUGCUCAGGACAUUGUGGAUUUGAACAUCAUAAAAUCAUCUGAUAGUAGCUGCAGUGAAUCACCAGGAGUGUUGCAAGAAGUCAAUGGCACUCGGAAAGAUGCCAAGAAGAAGGUUGUGGCGGUCGCUCCUAAGAAAGGCGAAGGGCCUCGGAGGGCUACGACAGCUGCCAUGAGGUGUCGUGAUGAUGCCUGUUUUAGUGCUCCUGUUGACGCCACUGUGCUGGAGCAAGACUUUGACUUUGAGAAGAACCUGGCCCUAUUUGACAAGCGAGCAGUGUUUAAUGAGAUUGAUGCUGCACUCUCACGGCCUGCACCAUGCAGCGACUACUCGGCUCUGGCCGGCAAGUCUGGAGCCCAUGUGGUAUGCACACCAUCCAGUUACCGCUGUGACGAAAACAUCCUGGGUGGCAGCGCACUGGACUCCAUGUGUCGCAUCCGAGUGCCUGGCAAGCAGGAGAUUAAUUACGUAACCGACAUGGGGCUGCUAGUGCCAAGUGUGAGUCUGCAGCUACGCCAACAGAUCCUAGAGGCUGCUGUACAGUGUGGCUACAGUGCAGAGCGACAGCUGGAGAUGAUUGGCCGUGCUGCAUCAGAGAUGGUGCUGCAGCUGCUUGGUGGUUGCCGUAGGCUAAACCCAGCCAAUAGCCACCAGCGGCCCACAGUAGUGCUGGUGUGUGGGGGCCACCGGCAAGGCAGCCAGGUGGUGUGCUGUGGUCGGCAGCUGGCUAAUCAUGGUGUCGAGGUGCUACUCUGGCAGCUACCUCUACUGGCUGGCGGCUUGGCUCCUGUGGACCCACUCUUCUCAGCCGAGAUUGCUCUGUUCCGCAGAAGUGGGGGAAAAGUGCGACUUACUCUAGCAGAGCUUUCCAGUAGCAGAGUGGACAUGGUGCUGGCAAGUCUGGACUCUGUAGAUGGUGGAAGCCAAGCCGAUCCAAUGGCAGUUGCGACCAUGACCAACUGGAUUAACCAAAGUAAAGCUCCAAUGCUGUGGGUCGACCCGCCACCUGGUGGCAGCACAGGGACACCAACUCCCCAGUGGGUGCUCAUGCCCCUCCUUCCUCUGGCAAUGGAUGAACGCAUUGUUGCCUCUACGGGUCUCUACUUAUGCGAUGUUGGCGUGCCCUGUCACGUCUUCCGUGAUUUGGGUGUUCAGUACGCCUCCCCCUUUGGAUCAAAGUUUGUGGUAGUGCUCCACGCGAAAAAGCCGUGAUAGCUCAGCAAGCGUGCCACUCUCCACAAGCUGCUGAGGUACAGUACUCUUCAAGUAUAAUGAACUGCUCAGGCGUGUCACUCAUGAGAAAAAGAAAGUGAAAUUGAAGAGUGCGACGAAAGAGGAAAAGUGAGACGAAGGAUGAACUACCGGAACAGACAUUGCUGGAUCUGGAGUUAUUGAAUGUGCUGACCCCUCCCUUUCUUUUCUUCUUUUUUGAAAGUGUGAUUGUGUCUGCGGGGCGGCUGUUUGCGUGCUGUAUUGUCUUGUCCCUUGGACUGCUGCUGUGUACAUUCAGGGAUGAGUGUUCUUUUGCAGAUCGGUGAAAGUAUGUGUUCUGUGACCAUUGGCUUGUGAAAGGUAUGGAUACAUUAACAGCAAACAGGUGUGGUCGAAAUGUAGCAUCAAACUUGAACUGACACAAAAACCAGCAUUAUACUAUGAGGACACAUAUGCAGGAGACAAGGAGUACCGUUGUUCGCUGGCCAGAAUUAAGAUGCUGACUUUAAACCUGAUGAUAAAAAACUGAUUUGUAGUAAUCAUGAAACUCAGAUAACAUUUCUAGCUGCUGGACAUUUUCAUUAUUGUAGCACAUCUCAUAAUCAGCAUUGACAUCUUUGCAAGAAAAACUGCAGCUGCCAAUACUUUUGUUACUUUGAGUCAACCUAUGAAGGUUGCAUGUUUUAUUUGUAGUUUUUGCAACAUCUCGAUCGACUUGUAAACCUUCAUUACUGAAAUUUUCUUUAGCAAGCUUUCUGCAUUGACAUAUGGACUGCUGUACUAAGAUACUGGAACUCUGCCUUUAGAGAAGGAGGGAGGGUAAAAAAAAGAAUAUAAGUCAAGUAAGCGCCAGUGUUGAGAUUUCACAAAAAUUUCUCAUACUUUCUAGUUGUGUGCCUCUCUCCUCAAUAUCCCUAGGCGAUGUUAAUAGUUGGAAUGGCUCUCAUCACACACUGACCACAAGAGAAGUGUCGUAAAGAUAUCACAUGUUAAAGGAAUGGCUGCAGCUCUGACAUGAUUUGACCUUUAUAGAAGACAUUCUCGGUGAAAUUAUUUUUAUGAGAUUGAACAUGUGGCCUCGUUCACACCAAUGUCUUACAAGGGACCUUGCUUGGAACCUAGCUACCUGUGUCCUUUUGGUAUUAGUGACUUAAAUCAUUAUUUGGACCUAGGUUGCAGUUUCAUUUCAACAUGAGUGAAACCUUGCAUCAGACUUGGGCUGUUUUUCAGCAAGCCCAUGCUUUGUCAAAACGGCUUAUUGUUUCUCUGUCAUCGCACGUUGAAUGCUAAAAUGCUUCAGGUAAUUUUUUACUUUCUAUUGUUUGCACGUGUGUGUGUGUGUGGAUAGCAAAGCACUGCUAUGUUCCUGCUGCAGUCCAGCAUACUCAGAGUUCCCCAAGUAGUGGAAGUGAAAAGCCACACGGUUUUAACUUUGCUUGCUGAAGAAAUCUUUUGUUUGGCCAUUCUUUAUCAUUGCCCUUAAUUAUUGUUCUAUUGAUCAACGCAAGAUCUUGUGUUUCUUAUGUAAGCUCAACAUUCCUUUGUUUGAGUUGCUUUUGUUUCAGCUGAGGUCUGCAGUUUGAGUGCCUGUAUACCAUUGCACUAAGUUUUCUGUAAACAUUGUUACUGCAAUCAUAAUAGGUAUUGUGUUACUGAAAUACUGAAAAGAAGCCUGAUGCAUCAAGUUCUUUUACUGCCCUAACGUGGUGCAUUGUAAGUGAACACUUAUACCUCUGUAUAAGAGGCUGUAAGCUCAAAAGUGACAUGUGACUAAAGCUGCGAUGAAGUAUACUUUUGCAUUUGUUAACAACAAUAUUCAAGCAUCAACUAGAUGUUUAGGUGUCUUUUGCAUAAGCUCGGAUGCAUGUCUGCUAGGUUGCUUUACAAGAAGGACCCAGUGCCUGUUGCCUCUCUUUGCUUCGUCUUCAUUCAUUGCUUUUCUGAAGAAACUUAAAAAAGUGAACUACCAACCGGUACCAUUUGGGCUUUAGUGCAAAACUUAACUUCGUGAUCUGCAUUUUUGAUUCAUUUGUAAUAGUUAAUAGUGACUCUUGAGAAAAGUUGAAAGGAGAAUUCAGGCAUGUCAAGUAACAUGCUGUAUUGAAUUACGAUGGGAGCAGACAUGGGCGAAAAGUGACUUGGCUGGAGUUGGGUCUACCUCGCAAAACAGUUUAGAUGAGAACAUUCGUAAUUUCCUUUGCGUUGUGUGUGUGUGCUGACUUCUGUUGACCUUGCUGCCUUGCUUUUCAUUGAGAUACUGUGUGCUUGCUGGUUGAUGCUUGCUUAUCAUUGUUAAGAGAUUGGAAGGGUGUGAGCCAUUUGCAGUGUGUGACACAUUUGGGAGGACAUGUAGUAUUCAUGUGAAGACAUGGUUUCAUUUCAAUUAUUUUCUUGAGCCAUAGUGGCUAAUGUGAUGCGGUGAGUAAACAUCUGUCGAAGAAAGAGUGCCCUAGAGGCAGGCCUCAGUGUUUAAGUUCAGCUGCUUUCAUGCUGUUUACACGUUUCCUCGUAAGUUUGUGAGCAUUGUACAGAGUUUAGACAUAUUUUGCAACACAUAAACCUGGCAAGUUAUAUCUAUUGUAUCAUAUGGUGUGCCUGUUCUCAUAAGUUAGGCGCAACUCAAAUAUCCACUGUCGGAGAAAGUGCAUUGUCAUCAUUUAUGUCAUGAGCUGGAGAUUUGGAAUGACUGAGAGAUCAUAAGCUGUCAUAUUGUUCAUUUGCUUACUGUCAGUGAGCACCCUUGACAGGCAUACCUGCCUGCACACCUUGCUGUGACAAACAGCAGACAGCUGUGUGCAUGCCUUAAUUUAUUUUUUUUAAACCGUGCAUCUGUUUGUCAUAAAGAGUCAUAAAGUGUGUUGCAUUAGUAUCAGGCCAAGCUUUAAAGGUACAUAUGGUGGAGAAGAGACAGGUUUCUUUCUUAUGAUCUUUGCAGACAUGAAGAUCUUUGUAUGGCAUUCUUUCCCAAUGCAAAUACUAGCAGGGUCUUUCAUUUGCCGAGUAUAACAUCAUUCGCAAUAUGUGUUCACUUUUCUCAUGUAAGGCUCAUGUCUGGACACGCCUGCACUUCCACUUUAAAGCAUUGAUCUCAUUAACAGUGUGCCAAGCCUCACAGCAGUCCAUGUCACUGUAAUUUCUUUGGCAGUUGUGAUACGGUGUUUCUCUUUUCUGGCACUUAAAGCCGAGGCUCAAGAGGAAAGUUCUGGGACAGGUAUGGUCCCUGAUGUUUUUUUGGUGCUAUCAUGAAAUGAAAAAUGGUUGGGGACAAUAGUAUGAAUUGUUUUGAGUAUAUGAAACAAAUACUCUGUAAAUACAAAGCUUUAUAAGGUAGUAAUAGAAUGGUUACUUGCUAGAACUAAAGCUGGAGCCUUUGCUUUGUGCCACCAUGGGCGCUUGUCGUCGUAUGAGUCAGCAAAGACAACGCUGCCCUGUCACCUAAAGCAGAAUGCACUCUUGUUCAGCUUUAGCUCUAAUGAAUGCGCUUUCCUUUUCGAUUGCACUCAAUUAGAGAACUUGCUGAAGAGUGCCAUUGUACUACUUUUUUUCUCCCUAAAGCAGACUAGCAUUCUGCGAAUAGUGAAGCAAGUCCUUGAAACCAUUGUUCUUUCUUCAUUUUUAUUUCUAGUCUUCCUUUGGUGGCAUCAAGCCAGUAAAUUUUAUAUGUAUUCUUGUGUACCUGUUGUAAUGUUAAUUUGAGCGUCAUUAGCUGUUCUUUGCCUUCUUUUCAUCAGGAGUGCUGGUGCGUUAAUUGCCAUUAUAUCUGGUAUCUGCAUUUUCUUUCACUUUUUACAUAGACUGGGAAGUGCUGAAAAGAGCAUUGAGAAAGGCAUACCUACUACUGAUGCACUGAUGCAAACUAGACUGUUCACUACUAAAUAUAGCCAAACGCUCAUUGUGGUGGCAUUUGACACAAUUAAGAAUAGAAAGAAUUAAGUAAAAAUAACAGGAUACAGGCUGUUAUGGGCACACCACUUGCUACAUUGUCUUUUACUGACAUCAAGUUCCAAAUUUUUAGUUGAAUAUGUUUCUGGUUACACAAAUGCACAACGUAGCUCUUCAUGUCCACUUGUUAAUCUCACGAGUAACUUUUAAAAAAAGUUAAUUGCGGGAAUUGUAUUAAAAGACAUUGGGCUAAUUGAACUGUAACAUGUUUUUCAUACAACAGUGCAUCCUAUGGGAUUGCCAUUGGUGUACUGUAAUUCUGAGAGGGUGCUAGUAUGUCUGCAUUCAUGACGAGGCCAGCGGAUGUAAAUGGUAAAAGUAUGUACAUGCAAUGUGACCACAUUUGUACGUGGGGUAAAAUUAUUACUGCAAGGCUAUUGUACUUGUUGUGCAGGGUUGCUCAUGGUAAGCAUGCAACAGAAACUCAUCGGCAAAUGAAGUGUAAUCUCAUGUUUCUUUAGAUGAUAAGAAUAAGCAUUCUGAUAAAAUAUUGGAUUGAAGCAUUGGGUUAAAUAUCAUGUGGCUCUGGUAUCAUGCAUCAGUUGCCUGCAGAAUAAAAAUUACCAUGACAUGCUAAUUCA